UUUAGAUUAAACUUCAAAAGUGAAAGAAUAAAAAUAGACCUAGUCAAUAUAGAGAGGUCUAGUCAAUAUAUAGGAUCAGCCAUGCUAUAGACAAGGACACUAGCCAAAUAACAUGUAACUAAUGUGCCAACAUGACUCUCCAGGAAGGACUAGUAAAGGCACUCAUUGCCUACUGUUUGGAGAAUUCAUCAUUUAAAGAAACCUUGGAGAUAUUUGGUAGCCUAACUGUUAUCUCAGAUGAUACUAAAAUACUUGCAGAUAUCAAUGAGAAAUUUCAAAAGGUUGAACCUCGAUUUGAUAUUCAACCACUUGAAAGUGAUGAAAUUUGCUCUACAGAAACUCUAAUAUUUAAUGGUAUUAAUACUCCCACAAAACCAAAUAAGACUGAUGAUACUACAACUCUAGUUGAUGACAAACAUGAGUUUGAUACCACUUCCUCAGAAAAACUCCAGAAGUUAGAUGUUAACUUCGAAAGCUCUAGUGAACAAGCUGUGCAAAGAAAGAAUGGUGGGAAAGGGGGUCGCAGGAUUGCAAAUCUGAGUGAUGAAGAUGAUCCUAUCCCAAAGGAUAUUGAGGAUGAAGUCAAUGCUUUAAUGAUGAGAGAUCCAAAAGAAACUGCAAUAGAAAUCAGCAAAUACCUUAAGGAUCAUGGAAUACUACAAAUUCGUGUAAAAGAUGAAAUUGGGGUAUCAAAGGCCAUGCUUAGCAUGCAUCUUAAUGGUUCAAGCAACAUGAGUGCUCCUCUGCGGAAGAAAUUAUAUGCUUGGUAUAUAAAUGAUGUGAAAGACAGACUACAAGAUAAAAAUGAAGUUAUAGCUACAUUUACCAAACGAAGUAAGAGAAAGGCAAAAAAGCCAAGGAUAAAAUGGAACCCUGGUCAAUUGAAAUAUCUUGCUGAAAAGCUCAAGUUGAAUCCCUACCCUGGCCAUGCAGACCUCACCAACUUUAAAAGUGCCCUGAAUACACUCAAAGAAGAUGAACAAGAUGACGAGGUUGACAAAGACAGUGUCUAUAAUUGGUUCACUAAUGCCAGGAAACAACACAAGUUUAAACCAGUUUUAUGCAAUGAUGUUGAUAAUGUCAGUGUUGAAACCAGGAAAAGGAUGUUGAGUGAUCAUGGUCCAGCAGAUAGUCCCAUUGUUCAACAUGUAAUGCCAGAAAAAAGCACUGAGGACAAUCACAACAUGCAAAUUAAUGAAGAAAUUGAAGAAGUGCCUGCUAAAAGUAGUGAUAUGAUUGACUCCAGCAAAGAAGAUAUAAACCAAGGGCCUCAGGAGUUAAGUGCAAUCGAUUCUAAAGCCGAGUCUCCUGGGAUAGAAACAUCUCAAGUUAUCCCUGAAAAUCAACCAAUUUUCAAUGAAGAUGAUCUUCCCCCAAGCUGGCAAACUGAUAUGAACAUUACAUGCCCUGUGUGUGAUAGAGAGUUCGCAACUAUGAGGCACUACAACCAACAUAUAAGAUCUGAAAAUGUUGACCUAGUCUGUGGAAUAUGUGGUUUUGAAGGCAAAUAUUUAGAAAAUCUCAAAAAUCACCUCCUCUCUCAUCUUGAUUUGAGCAUGACAUGCAUUGUAUGUAAAGAAGCCUUCACAGUUAAAACCAAAUACAAUGAGCAUCUUAAGUCUGAACAUCCUAACUCAGUUUGUGGAUUUUGUAACAAAGACUGCCAUAAUUUACCAUUUCUGAAAGCACAUCUGAAAUACCAUAAAGAAUCUCAAGUGGACAGACAAAGAGAUGGUCAAAGGAGGUUCAGGGAGAUAUGUGUAGUAUGUAAGAAGGAGUUCACCGACAGAGUUGAGUACGACAAGCAUUUAGGAGAGGAGCAUCCAGACAAUACAUGUAACCUAUGUGGCAAGAAGUUCAACUUUAUGUGCCAUCUCAAGACUCAUCUGAAGAAACAUGGUUUUCGUAAAGAGUACAAAUGUACAAUUUGUGAACGCCAAUUUAAUUACAACAUUAGCUUUAAGAUUCACAUGAUGACUCAUACCAACUUGCGUCCAUUCUUGUGUGACUUGUGUGGCAAAUCCUUUUCUACCAGACAACAACUCUCUUUUCACAGUCUGGAUCAUACAGGUGAAAGACCCCACAAGUGUAAGAUCUGCUCCAAGCGGUUCAAAACUCGUGGAAAUUUGAAGAUACAUCAAUUCAGUCAUUCUGAGGCACGGGAAUGGAUCUGUCAGACAUGCUCUAAAGCAUUCAAGACGAAAGCCCAUCUUGUUGGGCACAUGUUGAGCCACAAGGAUGCAUACGACCACCCUUGUACCAAGUGUGAAAAAUCUUUCAAGACAUCUAAUUGUCUUAAGAUGCAUCUUAAUAGACAUGAAGCUAAGAAACGUUUCCCAUGCAAGGUUUGUGGCAAGUUGUUCCAAACAAUGACCAACUGUCAGACUCACACCAAGUCGGUCCAUACAGAUGCUUUACUGAAAUGUCCCCAUUGUGAUAGGUACUUCAAGACUGGUUCUGGAAUGCGACGUCAUCAGCAGCUAGAGCAUAAUGAUGGCAACAAGCCAUUUAUGUGUCAGUUUUGCGGCAAGGAUUUCCCCAUCAAAGCCUACCUCAUGUCUCACAUCAAGAGCCAACAUGAUGUGUCUGACUGUAUUGAUGAUGCUACAGAAGCUCAAGAGUUUACUCAGUCCAUGUUAAAACAACUAGCUGACAAGCCUGAAGUGGAGGACACCAUCAACACUCAAGAAUAUCAAGAUUUCAACUAUGAAGCCACGGAUGGAACUGGUACUAUAAUGACACUUAAAAAUGUACCUCAGCAGUUCAUCACCAAUUCGGAACAAGCUAAUGUUGAACUCGUUGUGACUCAUGAGCCUGAAGUUCAGAGUGAUGGUCGGGAUAAUCUAGCUGAAGGAUUUGAUUACCAAGACCAUCAUGUUUUUCCGCAGUCUGAGGAUUAUCAGGGCUCUGUUCAAUUGGACAGUCGGAACAAUGUAGGAUCAAUGGUUGUCAUUGACAGCAAUCUGAAAAGUGAUUUGAAUAUCAAUGACACGGUGACAAUUAUAUCUCAGCCAUCUUUAGAAGUGGCUCCACCUGUUGUAUCUCAAACACAUCACAUGCUGCCAUCUAUUGAUAAUGUCCAAUCAAAUCCAUCCCAUAAUAUGUUAAUGCAGUUGAGAGUGCCUGGGAUGGAUGAAACUACACUCUCAGACUCAGGUCAGUCAGGGGCUGUACAAAGCACAAGUGGGGAUCAGACUAUGCAAUAUUUACUUAAUAUUCCCCAUACAGCUGCUAGUCAGGUUCAAACUCCCCUGGAAGAAUUUGCUACACAUGUUUUGAUGCCAAAUGUGAGGCAACACUUCCAGCAGAUGUAACUUUUGGUACAGAUUUAGCAUAUUGUUAUAUCGGUGCAUUGCCUCUGACAUACCCUGGCAUGUUUGUCAAACGAUAUUUCUAUAGUCAGAAGUGACCAUCACACACACACACCCAACGGGAAACAUAAAAUUCACCACCUUCAAAUUUAGUGCUCAGUUUAUCAGUUUGUCAUAUGUCAAUAUAUUGUUAGUUAUAUCUUGGUAAGAAACCCAGGGAAAUUGAUUCAUUGACAUAAUUCAUUAUUGAUGUAUAUCAAAGUAGAAAUACUUGAUGGACCAACGUGCAGUAUUAGAGUGGGAGGGGUGUUUAAUGCAUUUACUGAACUAUCCUUUGAAUGAAUUAACCCUUUUAACCUGCUCAAAAUCCUCAACUAGAUGUCUAAGUGUGUUAUGGGGAAAUCAAAAUAAUAACAAAAGAUAGAUAUGGUUACAAUGCUGAAUAUGGUAACUAAAUAUGUAUGUGUACAAGGAAUGAAAUUGAAUUGUUGUAAUGUGUAUUUUUAGUACUAUUUACAUGAAGAAUGGGAUGUUGUUAAAUUGAUAAGUUAUAAUUGUUUGCAUGCAUUAUUUGUAAUGAAUAUACUUUUAAAAAUUCUUUGAUUUAUUUGCGAAUGUCUGAUUGCU
This is a messenger RNA of Owenia fusiformis, 3938 nucleotides long. The record is from the annotation of a GenBank genome assembly. Lineage: Eukaryota; Metazoa; Annelida; Polychaeta; Sabellida; Oweniidae.